UUCUGGAACGGAUUGGAACCCGGAGUCAGGAUUCAACAAAUGUGUGUUCGUUCGAAACCCAGACUGUCAAAAUGACUGAGGAGACACCAGAUGAGUAUAUCUGGUGUGAUGACUGUGGACAGUACCAUGGCUCAGAAUGUCCAGAGCUAGGCCCUGUGGUGACCGUCAGGGACUCUUUUGUCCUGAGUCGAGCUCGGUCAUCUUUGCCAGACAGUCUAGAGAUCCAACAGGUCGGUGAGGGAGAAGAGGGGGUGUUUGCGCUGCGGCGCUUGGUGAAAAGGACACGCUUUGGCCCCUUUGAGGCUAAACGAGUGACCCAAUUGGACAAAGAAGGACCGUUCCCUUUGAAGAUUUUCCAGAAGGAUGGGACUGUGGUUUGCUUUGAUACUGCGAAUGAAGAGGACUGUAACUGGAUGAUGCUUGUGCGGCCCGCCACAGACCACAAACACCAGAAUCUGACAGCCUAUCAACAGGACGAUGAGGUCUAUUUCAACACUUCCCAGGAUGUUCAGCCAGGGUCAGAGCUGAGGGUGUGGUAUGGGGCGUUCUAUGCCAGAAAGAUGGAAAGGCCAGUACUGAAACCACCAGUGGCUCAGCCUCCACCAGAGGUAGAAGUGUCCUCCACCAGUCAGGCGGUGACAGAGGGCAGUGUGGAGAAGAGCCAGACAUCAGCGCACUCACUGGCUGGAGAGAGUGACUCGGGUGUCCAGGGACUGGAAUGCAACCAAUGGGUGUGUAAAGUGUGCCCAGCUGUGUUUGUGGAGCCACAGCUCCUGACAGAUCACCUGUUGAGCCACCUGCAGGAAGUAAAGACCGUAGCUUCUCCUGCAGCUGACCAACCUGUCUGCCAGGAAGUGGAGUCUGUUCCCGCUGACAAUGCUCUCGGAGCUGAGGUACCUGCAGCACCACCAGAACCCAAGAAAAAACAAGUCAGAGCACGAAAGCAGAAAGGUCACAAAACAACGGCCACACCACCAGUGGCAGCUCAAGGUGACACAAGCAAAGAUGCCCCACCCACAGUGCCUAUGGAGCAGGUCCUCAGUACUGUACCUCCGGACGUGGGUCUGGCCCUGCUGAACACAUCUGACAUCAUGAUUGGCCCAGAUGGGGUGCCAGUGAAGCUGCAGAGAAUGGCCCGCACCCUGAUGCCCUCUGGGAAGUCUGGGAUCAGGAAGAGGUUCCUGAGGCAGGGAGACCACAAGCGGGUGUAUCAGUGCAGCCUCUGCAACAAGGUCUUUCAGAACAGCAGUAAUCUCAACCGCCACAUCCGUUCCCAUGGUGAUAAGCUUUUCAAAUGCGAUGAAUGUGACAAGAUGUUCAGCCGCAAGGAGAGUCUGAAGCAGCACAUCUCGUAUAAACACAGUAAAAAUGAGCCUGACAUGGAGUACAGGUACAAGUGCAGCACUUGCGAGAAGGCAUUCCGUGUUGAGAAUGCCUUGAAAUUCCACAACUGCAGAACAGAUGACAAAACCUUCCAGUGCGAGAUCUGCUCUCGCUUCUUCUCCACCAAUAGCAACCUGUCCAAGCACAAGAAGAAGCACGGAGAGAAGCUCUAUGCCUGUGAGAUCUGCAACAAGAUGUUCUACCGCAAGGACGUCAUGCAGGACCAUCAGAGGCGGCACAUUGUGGGUCCAAAGCACAUGAAGAGAGAAGAGCUGGAAGCCAAUGGGGAAGAGGGAACCAAGUACAGGAAAGAGCCGUCGGCAUGCCCCAUCUGUGGAAAGGUCUUCUCCUGCCGGAGCAACAUGAACAAGCACCUGCUGACCCAUGGUGAUAAAAAGUACACCUGUGAAAUAUGUGGUCGCAAGUUCUUCCGUGUGGAUGUCCUCAGGGAUCACAUUCACGUACACUUCAAGGACAUUGCCCUAAUGGAUGAGCAGGAAAGGGAGGACUUCAUCAAGAAGAUUGGCAUCUCUGUAGACGAGAGCGAUGGCAACACAGAUGAGGAGGAGGCUGAGGACGACCCCGAGAAUCAUAAGUACAGCUGCAAGAAAUGCCAGGUGACCUUUGCCAAAGGGCGGGACUACCUGAAGCACAUAAUGGAGUUGCACAAGGAGAGGGGCUAUGGCUGCAUCAUCUGCAACCGCCGCUUUGCGCUAAAGGCCACCUACAACGCACACCUGGUCAUCCACCGUGAGCAGCUGCCAGACCCUGCGGUGCAGCGGUACAUCCAUCCCUGUGAAAUGUGCGGCCGCAUUUUUAAUAGCAUCGGUAACCUGGAGAGACACAAGAUUAUCCACACAGGUGUGAAGAGUCACAGCUGUGAUCAGUGUGGGAAAUCCUUUGCCAGGAAGGACAUGCUGAAGGAACACCUACGAGUCCACGACAAUAUCCGUGACUUCCUGUGUGCUGAAUGUGGAAAAGGAAUGAAGACCAAGCAUGCCUUGAGGCACCACAUGAAGCUACACAAAGGCAUCAAGGAGUAUGAGUGCAAGGAGUGCAACCGCAAGUUUGCCCAGAAAGUCAACAUGCUUAAGCACUACAAACGGCACACGGGUAUAAAGGACUUCAUGUGUGAGCUCUGCGGCAAGACUUUUAGUGAGAGGAAUACCAUGGAGACGCACAAGUUAAUCCACACAGUGGGGAAGACAUGGUCAUGCGAUGUGUGCGAUAAGAAGUACGUGACAGAGUACAUGUUGCAGAAGCACGUCCAGCUGACGCACGAGAAGGUGGAGGCUCAGAGCUGCCAUCUGUGCGGGACCAAGGUGUCCACCCGCGCCUCCAUGAACCGUCACAUGCGGCGCAAGCACCCCGAGGUUGUAACGGUCAGAAUCGAUGACUUUGAAGAGCUACAGGAAGCCACAACCAUUGAUGCCUCUACUAUCAGCAUUGAGCAGCCCUCACUAUCUCUGGACAAGGAGACAUUGUCAGGUGAGAAACCCUCCAGGGUGCCCAGGCCACCCAAGAAGAAAGUGAAGCAGGUGGAGGAGGCGGAGCUCUCAGAGUCUGAUGACUACACCACCUUUGCCAGCAAAGGGGCUGACUUCACUGGGACUGUAGGAGAUGAGACGAGUUCAGCAGUACAGAGCAUUCAGCAGGUGGUGGUACUGGCAGACCCCAGUGUAACAACAUCGUCUUCGUCCUCGCCCUCCAGCUCGGUGGGACUGACCAACAUCACGGUAACACCUAUCACUGCACCUGCAGCAGCCCAGUUCACCAGCCUGCAGCCCGUGGCCGUUGGCCAGCUGACCCCCAGCGACCGGCCCCUGACACUGGACAGCUCCAUCCUCACGGUCACUUUCGAUGCUGUCAGUGGAGCUGCCAUGCUCCACAACCGCCCAGCCGAGUUGCCACCAGAGGCAGGAUCUGCACCCCAGUCCGUGGCACACUUCAUCAAUCUCACCACCUUCGUCAACCCCAUCACCCACCCACUGGAGCAGCCAGCACUGGCCUGGAGGCCGGUCACGCCCUCGGAGGGGAGCCCUGCUGCCCCCGUGGCUGACGCCACACAGACGGAGCCCACAGACACGCAACCACAGCCCCCGACAUCACAGCAAGCACACCAACAGCUGGAGCAGGCCCCGUCCCAGCCUGUCCAGGGCCAAGCCACAGCCCCACCCCCGCAGCAGCCCACCACACAACAGAUGUACAGCUACUAGAGUUCAACUGCAUGGGGUGCCCAAGUGCAUUAUGGUCAACUGCGAAAGUGGAUUGAUAAAACUGGAAACUACUGUCUACUGUCUUGAAAGCUAUUGUCAGAUUAGUGCUUACAAAUUGCCAACAAGCUCUCGUUCCUAAAUCCAACAUACCCCUGAAGCACAUACACUGUUGUCAGUCAGAACGAAGGCGAGGGUGAAUACACAGCAGGGCUGGAUUCAUGAGAAACCAGAGCUACCCUCUAAGAGGGAUUCGCUGAUGUUUUGUGAAGUUCUCAAGAAAAAAAAGGUUUAUGUUUCAGUCACAUACAUAGGCUUAACAUAGCUGCAAUUGACAUGUGUGGCCAUUUUGUAGUAAAAAAAGAAGGGAUACCUGGGCUCAUUGUGUUUACAGUAAAACCUACAACGUUCAUUUCUAGGCAGUUAAAAACAUAUUAUAUACUGCCAUAGGAUUUGAGGUCUAGGGCAGAUGAAUACAGAAGACAUUUAAUAAUCCAAUGCCUUAUACAUGAUUUGUGAAUCAAAGCAUGCAUGCACUGCAAGUAUGAUAAACUUCGGAUUGAUUUUUGAAAUGCCAGUGAAUUACAUUUGAUUGAGAAUGACCAUCAUUAAAGCUUUACCUGAAUGAAUUAUCCUGACCUACAUUUGAUAGUAGAAUUUAUUGCUGUCAGUGCAACUGCAGGAUCUAUAUCAAAAGCAAUGUACUUGUGAAAGAUUGACAGAUUGAUUUUGAACUGUAUAAAUGUUAGCACCAAAUGGCCAAGAUCUUUAAAAAUGCAUCUAACUUGAAAAUGUUCAGUUACGUUUUGUGAUGCACAUCAUCUGAACUUAAAAAGUAGA
Molecule: messenger RNA, 4436 nt
Organism: Megalops cyprinoides (Indo-Pacific tarpon)
Lineage: Eukaryota; Metazoa; Chordata; Actinopteri; Elopiformes; Megalopidae
Gene: prdm15
Product: PR domain containing 15
Exons: 26
Coding region: 72-3599 (1175 amino acids)
Biological process (GO): cell fate commitment; regulation of transcription by RNA polymerase II
Cellular component (GO): nucleus; cytoplasm
Molecular function (GO): RNA polymerase II cis-regulatory region sequence-specific DNA binding; DNA-binding transcription factor activity; histone deacetylase binding
Source: RefSeq, a predicted model, not a curated record